This is a messenger RNA of Scatophagus argus, 6501 nucleotides long. It is a transcript of the gene rabgap1l, whose product is annotated as RAB GTPase activating protein 1-like. The record is from RefSeq and is a predicted model, not a curated record. The transcript is spliced from 26 exons. Lineage: Eukaryota; Metazoa; Chordata; Actinopteri; Scatophagidae. The coding region runs from base 213 to 3323 and encodes 1036 amino acids.
AUAUCCCAAACCGGAAGGCGCGUCACUAAACUCCCGAGUGAUUCAUCUUUAAAACAUAUGCGAUCUUCGUUGCAACUCUUCUGACAGCUAGCAAGCGACUCCACAACGUUCUCCAAACAAGCUGCCUCCCUACAGAGCUGGGCGGACAGAAGAGCGAAGGGGAGAGCUUUAACUCUGGUCUCCCCGUCCGUCUCUAAGUAAACCAACCAGCCAUGGAUGACAACUCCUCUCUUGGUAAAGUCAGCAGCUCUACAGAGUCCGUGGCCACCGUCACCAGUGAGGAGUUUGUUCUGGUCCAGUCUAGUGCCGCCGGGUCACCGCAAGGCUCUGGAGGCAAACCAAGACUCAAGAUGUCUUGGAAUGGGAGCGAACAGCUGGAGAAAGCUAUGGAGGAGGUGUUGGAUGAUGAUGAUGAUGAUGAUGAUGAGAUGAAGGUAGAGAAAAGUAGUGUGGAAAAGAUGGAGAAGCACAGCAACCCAGAGACCCGAGUCCUGGAGCCCCGACCUGCAGAAGGAUGUCCAGCACCAUCCAGCCCCACAGUGCAGGAGGAGGAUAGUGUCCAGUUCAACAAGCUGUCCUACCUGGGCUGCACCUGGGUCAAAGCCCCCCGCAGCGAGACAGAGGCACAGAGGGCCAUGGCCACCCUGCGGGCUGAAAGCGCCAUCCCCAUCCCCGUCACCCUGCACGUCCCCUGUGGAGCAGAUGGCUCUGUCAGGAUUGUGGACCAGGCGACAGGUACAGAGAUCGCCUCAUUUCCUAUCUACAAGGUGUUGUUCUGUGCUCGCGGCCAGGAGGGUUCGUUGGAAAGUGACUGUUUCUCCUUCACCGAGAGUUUCCGGAGCUCUGAGGACUUCCAGAUUCACGUCUUCUCUUGUCACAUCAAGGAGGCCGUCAGUCGUAUCCUGUACAGUUUCUCCACAGCCUUUAGACGUUCUUCACGGCCGGCAGACAUCAGGGACGCCGCAUUGGGCAGUCCGCCCGACAGUGACCUCUUCACCUUCACCGUCACUCUGGAGAUCAAAGAGGACGAUGGCAAGGGCAACUACAAUUCAGUGCCUAAGGACAGGGAUAAGUUCUACUUCAAGCUGAGGCAGGGUGUUCAGAAGAAGGUUGUGCUCUCAGUUCAACAAAUGUGCAACAAGGAGCUGGGCAUCGAGAGGUGUUUUGGGAUGCUGCUGAGUCCUGGACAGAAAGUCUGCAACAGUGACAUGCAUCUACUAGACAUGGAGUCGAUGGGGAAGAGCUCUGAUGGGAAGGCCUAUGUGAUCACAGGAACAUGGAACCCCAACAUGGCGGCGUUCCAGCCUCUGAAUGAAGACACACCUAAAGAUAAGCAGGUCUACAUGACAGUGGCAGUAGACCUGGUAGUCACUGAGGUGGUGGAGCCAGUUCGCUUCCUGCUGGAAACUCUGGUUAGAGUAUAUCCAUCAAACGAACGCUUCUGGUACUUCAGCCGCAAGACCUUCAGUGAGACCUUCUACCUCAGACUCAGACAGCAGGCACCAGAGAGGAUGGGUCAGAGUGAUGCUGUGUAUGAGGUGGUGAGUCUUCUGAGGGAGGCAGAGAGAAACAAUCAAGAAAGAGGACCACUGGCCUCGCCCACUGAGGAAGAGGAGGCCGAUGAAGAUAGCGACAGUGAAAUCUCCAGUGGGACAGGAGAUGUUUCAAAAGACUGUCCUGAGAAAAUACUGGAGUCCUGGGGAGGAAUCCUCAACAGAUGGCAUGGGAACCUGUCCACUCGCCCGAAGGGUUUACCCUCAUUGGUUCGCAGUGGCGUUCCUGAGCCACUCAGAGCUGAAGUCUGGCAGCUGCUGGCUGGUUGCCACGACAGCCACGACCUGCUUGAGCACUACCGCAUCCUCAUCACCAAGGACUCGGCUCAGGAAGGUGUCAUCACUCGGGACAUCCACCGCACCUUCCCUGCCCACGACUACUUUAAAGAUUCUGACGGAGAUGGACAGGAUUCACUAUACAAGAUCUGCAAGGCCUACUCUGUAUAUGAUGAGGAAAUUGGUUAUUGCCAGGGUCAGUCGUUCCUUGCUGCUGUUCUCCUGCUGCAUAUGCCUGAGGAACAGGCCUUCUGUGUGCUCGUGAAAAUCAUGUAUGAGUACGGCCUCAGAGCUCUUUACAAAAACAACUUUGAGGAUCUUCACUGCAAGUUCUACCAGCUGGAGAGACUGAUGCAGGAACAGCUUCCAGACCUUUGGUCCCACUUCCAGCAGCUGAACCUUGAGGCACACAUGUAUGCCUCCCAGUGGUUCCUCACCCUCUUCACUGCCAAGUUCCCCCUCUGCAUGGUUUUCCACAUAACUGACCUGCUGCUCUGUGAGGGUCUGAACAUCAUCUUCAAUGUAGCCCUGGCUCUGCUAAAGACGUCUAAAGAGGACCUCUUGCAGGCAGACUUUGAAGGUGCUCUCAAGUUCUUCAGAGUCCAGCUCCCUAAACGCUACAGAGCUGCGGAGAACGCCCGCAGGCUUAUGGAGCAGGCCUGCAACAUCAAGGUUCCUACCAAAAAGCUGAAGAAGUUUGAGAAGGAAUAUCAGACACUGAGAGAGAGCCAGCUGCAACAAGAGGACCCCAUUGACCGAUACCAGAGGGAGAACCGUCGUCUUCAGGAGGCCAGUAUGCGACUGGAACAGGAGAAUGACGACUUGGCCCAUGAACUGGUCACUAGCAAGAUUGCCCUGAGGAACGACCUCGACCAGGCAGAAGACAAGGCUGAUGUUUUGAACAAAGAGCUGCUGAGCACCAAGCAACGUCUGGUGGAGACGGAGGAGGAAAAGAGGCGACAGGAAGAGGAGACGGCUCAGCUAAAGGAGGUGUUCAGGAGGGAGCUCGAGAAGGCAGAGCUGGAGAUCAAGAAAACCACAGCGAUCAUAGCUGAAUACAAACAGAUCUGCUCCCAGCUGAGCACCAGGCUGGAAAAACAGCAGGCGGCAACAAAAGAAGAGCUGGACAUCGUCAGGAGUAAAGUCAUGGGCUGUGAGCACUGCAGGGACCUGUUCAGCACCCUGGGCUCCCUCCAGGCGUCAUCCCCCAGCAGGGACAAGACAUCCACCGAGCCUCUGGACGAGGAGAAGGACGGGCUGAAGGAGCAGCUGAGGCAGCUCGAGUUGGAGCUGGCACAGACCAAACUGCAGCUGGUGGAGGCCAAGUGCCGCAUCCAGGAGCUCGAGCACCAGCGGGGAGUCCUGAUGAACGAGAUCCAGGCGGCCAAGAACUCCUGGCUCAGCAAGACUCUGGGCUCCCUGAAGAGCUCGGCCUCCUCUUCCUCCAGCUCCACAUCCCAGACCCCAUCCUCUCCAAAGGAGGGGCCUGCCUAGACCACCCUCCCUCUGUCUCUCUCUCUGUCUCCUGUAGGAUGCACACUAGAGCUGAGGAACACAAGUGGACGACAAACAAACAGCGGAGAAAUGCAGUAUUCCUUUUUUUGUUUUUUUGUUUUCUUUUUUCCCACAGCCAGUGGCAAAGCAAAGCUCACCGGCUUCUUGAACUGCAAACGGCUUAAAAAAUGAGGGAAGGAACAGGCGGGGGACUGGACCAGCCACCUGUACUCUACUUAAUGUUUACAUUUGAGUGAACUAAAAAGUGUCUGUCAGCCUUUUCUGCUUCGUGGGUGACGAAACAGACGACGGCGAAUCAUCAGUGAGGGUUGAGUUUGAUUUCAAGCUCAGUGGUCGAUGCUUUGCUGAGUUAGAUCUCCAAACCCUCCUUGCAAGAAAGCCGAGUUAACUCACACGACGGCCACCCUGUAGGUCUGGCGCCUCCCUGUGGCCAUACAUCGCUACUGUUACAGUCAUUUUAUCUGACAAUUAAACCAUCAGUCAUUCAAUAUUUUCAGUUACAGAGAUACAGCAUCAGCUGUAGAGAAAUUCUAAGUUUACCGUGCAGAAAUAUCCACAUUAACCAUCUUCAGCGCAGCAAAGCCACAGCACUCUAAAAGGAAUACUGCAUUCAGAGGCAAGAACAACACGGAAGGUUGUGCUUCUUCUUUAGAGUAAUAUAACGUAAACAAUGUUGUCUUAUAAAUAUGUAUAACUAAUUAUUGAUUUUUGUAAUAAUCUUGUACAGUUCUUUAAGAGAAGUGAAAAACACAAGGAAACUUUUUUUGUUUGUUUAUUUGGUUUUUUUUGUUUUGUUUUGUUUUUUUACUGUUUGGAAUUUGAAUGUCAUCUUUCUCGAUGCUAACGUAAGCACAGUGUGUGAUCGUCCGGUCAGGUCCAAACGCGGACGAACCAAAGUGACAACCUGCAGAUUAACGUUCGCAUCCCGACUGUUUCUUCGGUCAGAGGUUCAACUGACUCGAGGCCCGUAAUAUCACGCUAAAUUUCACUGAUUUGAUUUCCUUUUUUAAAUCCCAGCCCCAGCUCAGGCUCUGAGUGUCUUUUAUAUCUUCUGAGAGGCUUUUUUUUUAAUCAUUUAGCGUGUUUGCAUCACAGCAUGCAGAUUUCUAACAUGCAGCCGUUAUUUUAUGCAGAAUUUGACUGACUGUAAUCGCUUCAGAAAUAAGCUCUCGUUCCCUUUUCAGCGUCAUCUCCGUCCUUUUUAUACUUUUAAUGGAUAUUGUGAAACUUCCAAAAUGGUUUUUAAAAAAUGAAUCUGUGUACAUAUUUUUAUUCGUUUUGUUUUUAUUAAAUCCCUAUCUCUGUUAAUCUUUUUACUUUUAAGUUGCACAGACGAUCUGUGGUGUCGACCAUCAGUCGUUAUUGUUGGAGCAAUCAGGGCUUUUGUUCCUUUUUCAGAAAAAGCAUUUUUUUUUUAGAAUUAAUUGUUUUACGUAGUGAAAGACAGACAGACAGAAAAUCCACAGAAAACUUGAGCGUAUCUGUCUGUAACGUUAUGCAGGCAGCACCCACAAGAAAUAUGAAAAGUCUCCACACAUUCAUCUGUGUUGCUGUCAUGGAAACUCACUGUAUAUGCCAGAUUCAACAAAUCAAAUCAGGUAAUUCUAUAACACUGUGUACGCUCUAAAGCAGCUGUUACAUAGCACAUCUCAUCCCCAAAUCAACCUGUCGCACAACAUUAACAAGAAAAAUGAAGAAGUUGCAAUAUUCCUCCAUCUUUGCCAAAUCUGCGCCUUCUUUGCCCGUGUGUCGUGUUAAAUCCACGCGCUUCUCAAUUCAUUCUACAAAAAGUGAGAAGUGAGAAUUUAAAUCCUUAAAGAUCCUAAAUGACGUGCAGGUAUAUUUGACCCUAAGUAAAAUCCGUGUGUGCUUGACAAACAUAGUAUGUCGCUCAUUGUUUCAUGGAUUUAUUUGUCUGGAGAAGGUGUCAGUAAGAUGGGCAGCAGUCAGUGCCUCAGGUAAAAUAGCUAAACUUGAUUGUGAAAUAAAAGAAAAAACUACAAAUACUUCAUACUUGUCACAUCACUAGUUUGCUAAUACCAACAGAAAGUUCGAGCACUACACCCAGUGGUGAUGUGAGGACACGGGGAUGAUGUUGUUGUUUGUGUAUCACGUUGCUAAACUCAAACAUUAGCCAAAAAGGGUGUGUUUUGCUUGAAUGUAAAUGCAUGAGAGCUGCAGUGUUUGUGCCAAAUGUCCUGCUCUAAUCUCCACUCCGGUUGUCACAGAAAUCUGCCUUUGGACUCUGACCAAGCUCAUGUGUACAUGUUUGUGUCUGAGUGUGUGUUUGGACGUGUGUGUGUGUGUGUGUGUUCUGCUCUGUAACUCGAGUGGUUAAAGUUGAGAUGGUUUCUUCUUCACGUGGCUGCCUUUUCUGUUACUGACUGAAGCCGUUGGCUGAUGAGAGGAAAGCCAUCCGACUGUUUGAAAUGUCGGCGAGCGUCAGCUGUGCCAUAAGAGCCCCUCCCCCACUGGUUUUCAUCCCUGCUCCCGGUGACCUGAACUUCACCUCGCCGACGUCCACGUCAUCUGUUCCAGCAGCCCAUUUCACACAUUUCCACCAUGAGCCUCCCAGUACGACCGCCGUCCUCUCGCUGAUGGCCACUGAGCAGCGCCCCCUGGAGGAAAUGCUUCCAUGUCAUGGAGAGGGAGGAAAAGGACUCAGACUGGCUUAAUAUCAUUGAAUUCCAGGUGUGUUUUGCAUUUCCAGGAUAUUCCUUCUUUACUACUGCGCAUCAUUUUUGUUCACCUGUGACAGUUACAAAGUGGUACCACUAGUUUAAUGUAAACUGUGGCCGAGUUGGAGGAAACUCCUUGUCUUUUAUGUGCACUAAAACAACCUUAAUGUUCUCAACACUAUUUCGAGAUGCGUGUUUGUUUAAAUGUUAUCCUGAUCACAGAGCUUUUUUUUUUUUAACUGAUGAUUAUUGUCACGGAGAGGACAGCUGCCAAAUAAUAAACCGCUCUUCAGCGUUAAUUUCAACGAUGCAAAAAGCAGGCAGGGGGUUGGAUCAGAUGUGUGGUGUGUGUUGUGUCGCUUACAGUUUGCUGUAACUCCACAGACCUGUGGCUGCUCCGCAGCUGGUUCGACUCCAACACUGUUUGCUGUACAGUACCUGUCUGACCUGAAUUAAUAAAUUUCAGUUUUUCCUGUUCA